Molecule: messenger RNA, 1740 nt
Organism: Carlito syrichta (Philippine tarsier)
Lineage: Eukaryota; Metazoa; Chordata; Mammalia; Primates; Tarsiidae
Gene: ACSM4
Product: acyl-CoA synthetase medium chain family member 4
Exons: 13
Coding region: 1-1740 (579 amino acids)
Biological process (GO): acyl-CoA metabolic process; fatty acid biosynthetic process
Cellular component (GO): mitochondrial matrix
Molecular function (GO): fatty-acyl-CoA synthase activity; fatty acid ligase activity
Source: RefSeq, a predicted model, not a curated record
AUGAAGAUUUUUUUCCGCUUCCAGACAUUUAGAUUUAUCUGGCUCGCCAAGCCACCUGGCCAGCACUUUCACAGAGAUCACCAGCUUUGGACACUGACUCUUGCUGACUUUGAAGCCAUACAUCGCUGUGACAGGUCGUUGCCUAAAAACUUUAACUUUGCUGGGGAUGUGCUGGAUCAAUGGUCCCAAAAGGAGAAGACAGGAGAAAGACCAGCUAACCCAGCCCUCUGGUGGGUGAAUGGCAAAGGGGACGAGGUGAAAUGGAGCUUUAGAGAACUGGGCUCCUUGUCCCGGAAGGCAGCCAAUGUGCUCACCAAGGCCUGUGGCCUGCGGAGAGGAGACCGAGUGGCUGUGAUUCUGCCCCGAAUCCCUGAGUGGUGGCUUGUAAAUGUGUCUUGCAUGCGAACAGGGCUUGUCUUCAUGCCGGGAACAGUCCAGCUGACAGCAAAAGACAUCCUCUAUCGGCUUCGAGCAUCCAAGGCCAGGUGCAUUGUGGCUGGUGAGGAGGUGGCUCCGGCAGUGGAGUCCAUUGUGUCAGAAUGUCCUGACCUGAAGACCAAACUCCUGGUGUCUCCACACAGCAGAAAUGGGUGGCUCAGCUUCCAGGAGUUAUUUCAAUCUGCCUCUGAAGAGCACAGCUGUGUGGAAACAGGAAGUCAAGAACCAAUGGCCAUUUACUUCACUAGUGGGACCACGGGCUCUCCUAAGAUGGCCCAGCACUCUCAGAGCAGCCUCGGCAUUGGGUAUACCAUUUGUGGAAGAUAUUGGCUGGACUUGAAGUCCUCAGAUAUCAUAUGGAACAUGUCCGACACAGGCUGGAUCAAGGCUGCCUUUGGUAGUGUGUUUUCUUCCUGGCUUCAGGGAGCUUGUGUUUUUGUACAUCAGAUGACCCAGUUUGACCCUGACACCUUCCUAGAUACGCUUACCACUUAUCCCAUCACGACCCUGUGCAGUGCUCCCACUGUGUACCGGAUGCUUGUGCAAAAAGACCUUAAAAGAUAUAAAUUCAAGACGCUGCGGCACUGCGUAACAGGAGGAGAGCCACUCAACCCAGAGGUGCUGGAGCGGUGGAGGGCGCAAACUGGGCUGGAGUUGUAUGAGGGCUACGGACAGACAGAAGUGGGAAUCAUCUGUGCCAAUCAGAAAGGACAAGAAAUUAAACCAGGCUCGAUGGGAAAAAGAGUACUACCCUAUGAUGUUCAGAUUAUAGAUGAAAAUGGCAGCAUUCUGCCACCUGGCAAGGAAGGGGACAUUGCCCUCAGACUAAAGUCUACAUGGCCCUUCUGUUUCUUCUCUGAAUAUGUGGACAAUCCAGAGAAAACUGCUGCCACAUUAAGAGGAGAUUUUUAUGUCACUGGAGACAAAGGAGUGAUGGACAGCGAUGGGUAUUUCUGGUUUGUUGGCAGAGCUGAUGAUGUCAUUAUAACCUCUGGGUACCGUAUUGGGCCCUUUGAGGUGGAGAGUGCGCUCAUUGAGCAUCCAGCAGUUGUCGAAUCGGCUGUUGUCAGUAGUCCAGACCCAGUCCGAGGAGAGGUGGUGAAAGCUUUUGUUGUCUUAUCUGCACCUUUCAAGUCCUCCAACCCAGAGAAAUUAACUCUUGAGCUUCAGACUCAUGUAAAAAACUUAACUGCACCUUACAAAUAUCCAAGAAAGGUGGAAUUUGUUCAAGAACUCCCAAAGACAAUUACUGGAAAAAUCAAACGCAACACUUUAAGAGAUCAAGAAUGGGGACGAAAAUAG